Molecule: messenger RNA, 2115 nt
Organism: Telopea speciosissima
Lineage: Eukaryota; Viridiplantae; Streptophyta; Magnoliopsida; Proteales; Proteaceae
Product: cation/H(+) antiporter 15-like
Exons: 2
Coding region: 1-2115 (704 amino acids)
Biological process (GO): regulation of pH; proton transmembrane transport
Cellular component (GO): membrane; endomembrane system
Molecular function (GO): antiporter activity
Source: RefSeq, a predicted model, not a curated record
AUGGAUCCUGGUUUGAUAAAGAAAUCAGGGAAGAAAGCAUUUGCAAUAGGCAUUUCAGUUGUCAUGGUCUCUCUGCUUCUAUCUAGACUUGCCUUCUUCUUGAUAGUAAAAUCGAUAAACCCAAAUCCUACAAUGACUCAUUCCCUCCCAUUUGUUGGAAUAGCUGAAGCUAUGAUCUCUUUCCCUGUCAUUGCUCACUACCUCACUGAGCUCAAGAUUGCGAAUUCAGACUAUGGACGUUUAGCUAUGUCGUCGUCCAUGAUCAGUGGCCUCUUUUCUGCGGGCUUGUUGACAUCCAUUUCACUCUUCAAGCCAGGCCCCCACACAGUUGAAGACACAGUCUUACACUACUUGGAAAAGAUCGCCGUAACAGUGUUGUUGAUAGGAGUUAUCUUACUUGUGUUUCGGCCCACAUUGUUGUGGAUGAUUCGAAGGUACUCGACAGGGGAGAAUGUGAAUCAAGUGUUCAUCCUUGGCGUACUUGUGACGGUCAUGAUGAGUGGGUUUAUCAGUGAACACAUAGGUCAGCAUGUAAUCUUGGGGCCUUUGCUUGUGGGUAUGGCUAUACCUGCUGGACCACCUCUUGGAUCAGCUCUGGUGAAGAGACUUGAACUUAUUAUAAUGUGGAUGCUUAUGCCACUAUAUCUUGUCAAGAAUGGAUUGUGCAUUGAUGUCUUCGCCAUUAGUUUCAGCGAAUUCGCCAUUGUUGAAAUUGUCAUCCUCUCCAGUUGCUUAGGGAAAUUUUUUGGGGCUUUUUUCCCUUCCCUCUAUUUUAGGAUGCCUUUGAAGGAUGCUCUUUCAUUAGGCCUCAUUAUGAAUGUCCAAGGUGUUCUUGAGGUUACCGUCUACAGAAUGAUGAACAGAAAGAAGCUUAUAGAUAAGAAUUCCUUCAUGGUGAUGUGCAUAUCUAUGGUGGUCAUUACAGGGGUCAUCACCCCCCUAAUAAGAGCAGUCUAUGAUCCAUCUAGAAGGUAUGUCGCCUACAAAAGAAGAACCAUUCUACAGUUAAAGCCCAACGCAGAGCUACGUGUACUGGCUUGUAUCCACAAUGGAAAUCAUAUCCCAGCCAUGAUGAACCUUAUUGAAGUUUCCAACCACUCUCAACUGAACCCAAUUGGUGUUUACGUCCUUCACCUUGUGGAACUUAUUGGUCGCUUAACCACACUCCUCAUCUCCCAUGAUGAAAGAUACAAAACCCCACCUUCAAAUGUAGGAACCCUCUCUGAACGAGUAGUUGUAGCCUUUAGAAAUUAUGGUAAGAAUCAUACAAGUAGCCUUACUGUGCAGUCUUUCACCUCUAUCUCUUCCUAUGAAACUAUGGGUGACGAUGUUUGUACACUAGCACUCAAUAAGAGGGUUACCCUCAUAAUUAUUCCUUUUUAUGAGCAAUGGACUUGUAGUGGUGUCCUAUUAGGAUCAUCUCCAUGCCGUAUGAGAUCCAUGAAUUCCAAUGUUCUCGAUAAGGCCCCUUGCUCUGUAGCUGUCCUUGUUGAUCAUGGUCGCUUGAGAAGUUACAAGCAUUCGAAAGAAUUCUAUGUUGCUGUGUUCUUCUUGGGUGGAGCUGAUGACCGAGAGGCACUUGCAUAUGCAGCACGAAUGUCUGAGAAUCCUAAGGUUAACCUCACAGUGAUCCGUUUCCUCCCACUCCUACAGGAAGCUUCAGUUAAUGGUGACGAUUACAUGAAGGAGACGAAAUUGGACAACAUUGUUGUGGCUGAUUUCAGGAUUAAGAUGGUGGGUAAUAAGCGAGUCACAUACAAGGAAGAGGUGAUCAACGAUGGUGUGAUGACUGUCAAUUUUAUUCGAUCUAUGGAGAGUGAUUACCAACUUAUAAUGGUGGGUAGACGACAUGACGAGCAGUCACCACUCAUGGUGGGACUUGCAGAAUGGAACAACGAGGAGACUAAGUUGUUAGGACCAAUUGGAGAUUACUUGGCAUCGCCAGAUUUCAGAGGGAAUGCUACGGCUUUGGUGGUGCAACAACAGACCAAUGCAGUUCAAGGCUCUCCUGAUGACAACCUUGAGAAUCUGAUACCUUAUGAGCUGGUUCGAGUGAAUCACGAUUUGUUCAAGGAGGAUGAAACAUCAGAAGCUGUUUUAAUUCAGAAAUCAUAA